UUGGAUGGAUGGUUCAUGGAUGGAUGCAAGUGUAACGGAGGCAUUAUAAAUGAAAAGGCGUGUGUGGUGGAAUCACUCCGGAUUCAUUCGAUAUUUGUUUCCCUAUCUGAACCAAAUAUGUGCGGAGGAGCUAUCAUCUCCGAUUUCAUCGCCGUGAAGCGUAGUCGUAAUUUGAUGUCGCAAGACCUCUGGUCGGAAUUUGACACCAUCUCCGAUCUCCUGGGUUUCGACUUCACUGACAAAGAUUCGUCUUCUUCUUCGACCCAUCAACCGAGCAAAGGAACCCGUGAUAAGACUAAGAAAAGGAGCGCGGUUGGAGCAGAUCAAAGCAAGGGUAAAAAGAAAACAGCUGCCAGAAAGAAUAUUUACAGGGGCAUCAGACAGAGGCCAUGGGGGAAGUGGGCUGCUGAGAUACGUGACCCACGGAAAGGGGUUCGAGUCUGGCUUGGAACUUACAACACCGCCGAAGAGGCAGCCAGGGCUUACGACGUGGCUGCAAAGAGAAUCCGAGGCGACAAAGCCAAGUUGAAUUUCGCUGAACAAACACCACCGCCACCCAAGCGACGUUGCUUGGUCCCAAAGUCGACUCAGAUGAGUUUUGAGGCCAGCGGCUCACCGACGACUGAAAAUGAAAUCUGUGAACACAAUCAUCAUCAACCGAAGGAUGAUAUGGAACUGAGAGAGCAGAUAUCUAACUUGGAAUCAUUCCUUGAGCUUGAUCCAGAACCAGCGGAGUCAGUGGGGAGUGUAGAAUCGGAAGCAUUUGAUCUUUGGUUAUUAGACGACGUUCCCUUCACUCCUCAUGGUCACCUGGUUUACUGAAGAAAAGAGUUUCUGUCGCCGUGCGUCAAUCGUGGGAUGCCGCUUGUGUUAAAUUUUGCUACAGUCUUCGAUGCACAUAUUAUAUAAUAUUUAAUGAGAUAUACUAUGAUAAAUAAGUUGUUUUUGUGUGGGCUGGUUGUUACGUCAACGUUAGUUGUCUGCUCUGUGUUGGUUUGGUUCGACUUUCGAGGGCUUUGGUUUAUGGGAGUAACGUCAGUGCAUGUAUCCAGUCGACACGCCGAUUAUUCCAUUUCUACCACAUAUAAACUAUAUGUACAUCCCAUAUUAGUUAGCUAUAUAUUAAUAAAUAAUUAAGUAUGAUGAUGGCCCAUGAGUUCAUGGUAUAAUUCAGACCAGCCAUAAUUAAGAGAUGAAUUAUCAUGGCCGGGACCUAUCUAUUUAUGAUUUACAUGGGGCAUUAUUGUUGGUUCUAC
Molecule: messenger RNA, 1256 nt
Organism: Nelumbo nucifera (sacred lotus)
Lineage: Eukaryota; Viridiplantae; Streptophyta; Magnoliopsida; Proteales; Nelumbonaceae
Product: ethylene-responsive transcription factor RAP2-3-like
Biological process (GO): ethylene-activated signaling pathway; regulation of DNA-templated transcription
Molecular function (GO): DNA-binding transcription factor activity; DNA binding
Source: RefSeq, a predicted model, not a curated record